Messenger RNA from Arctia plantaginis, 465 nucleotides. The record is from the annotation of a GenBank genome assembly. Lineage: Eukaryota; Metazoa; Arthropoda; Insecta; Lepidoptera; Erebidae.
AUGACAGUAAAAACUAUGUCAAAGUUAUUACCACUAUUUCUUGAAGGUGAAGUGGUUAAAGGAUUUGGAAGAGGAUCCAAGGACCUUGGGUGCCCAACAGCAAAUUACCCAUUGAAAGUGGUGCAAUCUUUGCCCAAAGAACUGGAGCCAGGGGUGUAUUAUGGAUGGGCACAAGUUGAUAAAGGUUCAGUCCUGAAAAUGGUUGCCAACAUUGGUUGGUGCCCGUUUUACCAAAACAAACAAAUGUCAGUGGAAACUCACAUCAUCCAUAAAUUUAGUGGUGACUUCUAUGGGUCAAUCCUCAAAAUAUGUUUAGUUGGUUACUUGAGGGGUGAGAAAAAUUUUAGUUCUCUAGAUGACUUAAUAGGGGCUAUCAAGCAAGAUAUAUUAGAUGCUGAAAGACUCCUGAAUGAAGCACAAGAGCUCAAGACCAGUAGUUUCUUUACACAUGCAAAUAUAAAAUGA